Molecule: messenger RNA, 5290 nt
Organism: Durio zibethinus
Lineage: Eukaryota; Viridiplantae; Streptophyta; Magnoliopsida; Malvales; Malvaceae
Product: ABC transporter B family member 6
Biological process (GO): transmembrane transport
Cellular component (GO): plasma membrane
Molecular function (GO): ATP hydrolysis activity; ABC-type transporter activity; ATP binding
Source: RefSeq, a predicted model, not a curated record
CGUUAAACAAAAACAAAAAAUGGAAUCAUCAAAAACCCCAAUAAGAAAAUCAAAAAAUUUUUUUUUGUUCUUUUUGCUUCAUGUAACUACGGGUGACUCCAUUUUCUCUUUCUAUUUCUUCCUUCUACUCCGCCUUGUUUGACCUGGUUUUCAUUUUCACUACAAAAAAAAAAAACCAAAUUAAAUAAAAAUCCCAAACCUUUAACAAAUUAGAAAAAGGAAAAAUCUGAUUUAUUAAAGAAUUUUCGUCUCUGAAUUUAGCAGAUCCGGUUAAAAUUUCUGCUAAAUUUAGAUAAAAGGAGAGUUAGGGUUUGGGUUUGGGUUUUCAUUAAGGAUGAUGAUAUCAAGGGGUUUAUUCGGAUGGUCACCACCACACAUACAACCGUUGACACCCGUCUCUGAGGUUUCGGAGCCGCCGGAAUCGCCGUCUCCGUACUUGGAUACAACAGCGGAAGCAGCUGCUGCUGCGGCGGCGGCACAGGUUGAGGCGGAGGAAGAGAUGGAGGAGGCGGAAGAGAUCGAGCCGCCUCCUGCCGCUGUUCCGUUCUCAGGACUCUUCGCCUGUGCUGACCGGCUUGAUUGGGCUCUCAUGAUUGUUGGAUCGCUUGCUGCUGCAGCUCAUGGGACCGCUCUCGUUGUUUACUUGCAUUACUUUGCGAAGAUUGUUGAGGUUCUUGGACAUCGUUCGGAAGCACCGGAGCCGGAGAGAUUGGAUGAGCAGUUUGAGAGGUUUAGAGAGCUUUCUUUAACUAUUGUUCAUAUUGCUGUGGCCGUUUUUGCUGCUGGCUGGAUUGAGGUUUCAUGCUGGAUUCUGACCGGAGAGCGGCAGACUGCUGUCAUCAGGUCAAGAUAUGUUCAAGUAUUAUUGAACCAAGAUAUGAGCUUUUUUGAUACUUAUGGGAAUAAUGGAGACAUAGUGAGCCAAGUAUUGAGUGAUGUACUGCUCAUCCAAUCUGCUCUUAGUGAAAAAGUUGGGAAUUACAUUCAUAACAUGGCUACAUUUUUCAGUGGUCUAAUUAUUGGUUUUGUCAACUGUUGGGAAAUUGCCCUCAUAACUCUAGCCACUGGUCCAUUUAUUGUUGCUGCUGGAGGCAUAUCCAAUAUAUUUCUUCAUAGGCUUGCUGAGAACAUUCAAGAUGCUUAUGCUGAGGCAGCUAGUAUCGCUGAACAGGCAGUCUCUUACAUUAGGACCUUGUAUGCAUUUACAAAUGAAACUUUGGCCAAAUAUUCUUAUGCGACCUCAUUACAAGCAACUUUGAGAUAUGGUAUAUUGAUUAGUCUUGUGCAAGGGCUUGGGCUUGGAUUUACAUAUGGGCUUGCAAUAUGUUCUUGUGCCUUACAACUUUGGGUUGGAAGGUUCCUGGUCACAAAUGGCAAAGCUCAUGGUGGUGAAAUCAUAACAGCACUUUUUGCAGUAAUUUUAAGUGGCCUUGGGCUGAACCAAGCAGCAACAAAUUUCUAUUCCUUUGACCAAGGACGAAUUGCUGCUUAUAGACUUUUUGAGAUGAUUAGCCGGUCAUCCUCUGGUUCUAGUCAGGAGGGGAACAUCAUACCCUCCGUUCAAGGAAAUAUUGAGUUCAGGAAUGUAUAUUUUAGUUAUCUAUCUCGACCUGAAAUCCCUAUAUUGAGUGGAUUUUACCUCACUGUACCUGCUAAAAAGGCUGUGGCACUUGUUGGCAGAAACGGCUCUGGGAAAAGCAGUAUUAUCCCACUCAUGGAACGGUUUUAUGAUCCUACAUUAGGGGAAGUUCUUCUAGAUGGAGAGAAUAUUAAAAAUCUAAAGCUGGAGUGGCUGAGAAGCCAAAUAGGACUUGUUACUCAGGAACCUGCCUUACUUAGUUUGAGCGUAAAAGAUAAUAUUGCUUAUGGGCGAGAUGCUACAUUUGAUCAAAUUGAAGAAGCUGCAAAAAUAGCACAUGCACAUACAUUUAUUAGCUCGCUUGAGAGAGGAUAUGAGACACAGGUGGGGAGGGCUGGCUUAGCAUUGACAGAAGAACAGAAAAUCAAACUUUCUAUUGCUAGAGCAGUGCUGUUGAACCCAACAAUCCUUCUUCUUGAUGAGGUUACUGGUGGACUUGAUUUUGAAGCUGAAAGAAUUGUUCAGGAAGCUCUAGAUCUCCUCAUGUUGGGACGUUCAACUAUAAUAAUAGCUCGACGGCUUAGUCUCAUAAGAAAUGCUGAUUAUAUAGCUGUGAUGGAGGAGGGUCAGCUGGUUGAAAUGGGUACACAUGAUGAAUUACUAGCCCUUGAUGGGUUGUAUGCGGAGCUCCUCAGAUGUGAAGAGGCCACAAAACUUCCAAAGAGGAUGCCAGUUAGGAACCACAAUGAGGUGUCAGCUUUCCAAAUUGAAAAGGAUUCUUCAUCGGUUCACAGCUUCCAAGAAUCAUCAUCUCCAAAGUUUAUCAAAUCACCAUCUCUCCAAAGAGUUCCUGGUGUAUUUCGGCCCCAAGAUGGCGCUUUUAACUUACAAGAAUCACCAAAAGCUUAUAGUCCACCACCAGAGAAAAUGCUGGAAAAUGGCUUGCCUGUGGAUGCUGGUGAUAAGGAACCAUCAAUUAGGAGGCAGGAUAGUUUCGAAAUGAGACUACCUGAGUUGCCCAAACUUGAUGUUCAGUCUACCCAGCGGCAGAAAUCAAACGGUUCAGAUCCAGAAUCUCCUGUGUCACCACUUCUGACUUCUGAUCCUAAAAAUGAGCGUUCCCACUCUCAAACUUUUAGUCGGCCUCACAGUCACUCCGAUGACAUCCCAGUGAAAGUUAAGGAAGCAAAGGAUGCGCAUCAUAGUGAAGCUCCAUCUUUUUGGAGGUUGGCACAGCUUAGUUUUGCGGAGUGGCUCUAUGCUGUGUUGGGAAGCAUUGGUGCAGCAAUCUUUGGCUCUUUCAAUCCACUUCUUGCUUAUGUUAUUGCUCUGAUAGUAACAGCAUAUUAUAGGCCUGGGGAACAUCAUCACAUACGAGAUGAAGUAGACAGGUGGUGUUUGAUAAUUGCCUGUAUGGGUAUAAUAACUGUUGUUGCCAACUUUUUGCAACACUUCUACUUUGGCAUUAUGGGGGAAAAGAUGACUGAACGGGUUCGUAGAAUGAUGUUCUCAGCAAUGUUGCGCAAUGAAGUUGGAUGGUUUGAUGAAGAAGAUAACAGUGCUGACACCUUGUCCAUGCGAUUGGCAAAUGAUGCUACAUUUGUACGAGCUGCUUUUAGCAACCGACUUUCAAUAUUUAUACAGGACAGUGCUGCUGUUAUUGUUGCUAUAGUAAUUGGGAUGUUGCUACAUUGGCGGUUGGCACUUGUGGCAUUUGCAACCCUGCCAGUUCUAACUGUCUCUGCUAUUGCUCAGAAACUAUGGCUUGCUGGAUUUUCCAAGGGAAUCCAGGAGAUGCAUAGGAAGGCAUCAUUGGUCCUUGAGGAUGCAGUGAGAAACAUUUACACUGUUGUAGCAUUUUGUGCUGGUAAUAAGGUAAUGGAGCUCUAUGGACUGCAGCUGAAGAAAAUAUUGAAACAGAGUUUCUUUCAUGGAAUGGCAAUAGGGUUUGCAUUUGGCUUUUCACAGUUUCUUCUUUUUGCCUGCAAUGCUCUUCUCCUUUGGUACACCGCACUCUCUGUUAAAAGAGGCUAUAUGGAUCUGCCUACAGCUCUCAAGGAGUACAUCGUUUUCUCUUUUGCAACUUUUGCACUGGUGGAGCCAUUUGGACUGGCACCAUACAUACUGAAGAGGCGGGAAUCUCUCACUUCAGUGUUUGAAAUUAUUGAUCGAGUCCCUAAAAUUGAGCCAGAUGAUAACUCAGCAUUGAAGCCACCUAAUGUCUAUGGAAGCAUUGAGUUGAAAAAUGUUGAUUUUUGUUAUCCUACACGUCCAGAAAUGUUGGUAUUGAGCAAUUUCAGUCUUAAAGUUAAUGGGGGACAAACUGUUGCUGUUGUUGGAGUUUCAGGAUCUGGGAAGAGUACCAUAAUAUCUCUGAUAGAGAGAUUCUAUGAUCCUGUUGCAGGUCAGAUUCUACUUGAUGGGCGGGAUUUGAAACUCUACAAUUUGAGGUGGUUGAGGAACCACUUAGGUCUUGUUCAACAGGAACCCAUUAUUUUCUCAACUACUAUCAGGGAAAACAUUAUAUAUGCAAGGCACAAUGCUAGUGAAGCUGAGAUGAAAGAGGCUGCAAGAAUAGCUAAUGCUCACCAAUUUAUCAGCAGCUUGCCUCACGGUUAUGACACACACGUGGGUAUGAGGGGUGUGGAUUUGACCCCAGGACAGAAACAAAGAAUUGCUAUUUCUCGAGUGGUGCUGAAGAAUGCUCCUAUCUUGUUAUUAGAUGAAGCUAGCUCGUCCAUUGAAUCUGAGUCAAGCCGAGUGGUGCAUGAGGCACUUGACACUCUUAUAAUGGGGAACAAAACUACCAUUUUGAUAGCCCAUAGAGCUGCAAUGAUGAGGCAUGUUGACAACAUUGUAGUACUUAAUGGUGGUCGAAUUGUGGAGGAAGGGACACAUGAUUCUUUGGUAGCAAAAAAUGGCUUGUAUGUUCGUUUAAUGCAACCUCAUUUUGGCAAGGGUCUGCGUCAGCAUCGGCUGGUUUAGGUUGGCUUGCGAUUGAUGGUUACUUACAUUGGUUCUUCUGUACAGUACUCGUUUCGCUUAUUUGAAUUGCUGGAACUACCACGACAUGCAGACUUCACAGAAUCGCUUGGUUGAAAAAUCCAGAAUCAGAAAGGACAAAUGGAGAUGAUGCAGCUUGUAAUGAUGUUCUCUAUGGAUUAGUGAACCAAAGAGCAUGUGAGACCGAUCGAGGGUUAUAACAAUGUUUAUUCCGGCGAGUAGGCACAGCGGCGGCUGUAGUUACAUUGUUUAAAGGUAGGGCUUAGAAUUUAGGGGUUUGGGAGUUUGGGUGGCUGUUGAGGGAUAGAUCCAUAUUCUUUACAGACAGGCAGCAUUAGAUUGGGACUGUGCUUUGUCUCCAUGGUAUAUUAAUUUUGUUUGUUGAUCAGAAAAGGGUUGAGAAUUUUAGUCCUAUUGAGGUGUGUUUCUGGGAUUUUCCUGUUUCAGGUUUUGCCCCCUGAUUUCUAUGAAUUUCUGCAACUCCUCUCUCACCAAAGCUUGAAUGAUGUAUGUGUUUGGCUGUAAAAUUUUCAACUUUUGAUUACUGAGAAAGUUUAGAAGAGGAAAAAAAAGUGUUGUAAUCUCUGUAAAUAAGUAGGCGGAUAAUUUACAAAUUUUUUUUGCUUUGCCAUUAUUUCUGCUACUUAAGUAAUGUUCAGGUACUAGUCUUUAAUAUUUUAUAUUGCAGCAUAGAGAUAAAAGAGAAUA